Messenger RNA from Lepus europaeus (European hare), 8284 nucleotides. It is a transcript of the gene MAML2, whose product is annotated as mastermind like transcriptional coactivator 2. Gene Ontology annotation, molecular function: transcription coactivator activity. NCBI's taxonomy places the organism in Eukaryota, Metazoa, Chordata, Mammalia, Lagomorpha, Leporidae. Gene Ontology annotation, biological process: Notch signaling pathway; positive regulation of transcription of Notch receptor target. The transcript is spliced from 5 exons. Gene Ontology annotation, cellular component: nucleoplasm; nuclear speck. The record is from RefSeq and is a predicted model, not a curated record. Bases 1382 to 4771 code for a protein of 1129 amino acids.
CUUGCUGGCUCGCUCUCUCUCCCUCUCUGUCUCACUCUCUCUCUUUCUCUCCCUCUCCUAUCGGAGCACAAUGAAAGCCUGUGUAUCGCCGUGACUCCGGGCGGGAGCCAGUGUCAGCAAAGCGGCUAACAACAGACGAGAAAGAGAAAGGAAUAUACAAGCUACUUUUUUGUGGUUCUUUUUUUUUUUUUUCCACCUCUAAAGCGAAGCAAUACAAGAGAUAGAACCACAUUGCUUAUUGCGAGUCCAGACCCUCAGAUCCACUGGCCGGGGAUGGAAUGUACAAAAGUGGACAGAAAAGUGGCUGGACAUGACUCGGUGCAAUUUGCUGGAAGUUUGUAAGUUGGACCAUCGUUUGUAAAUUACUCUCGGAAGAGUUUGUCUCUCUUGAUACUGUGUUAGAAUAGAGCUGGGGGUGAGGAAUAGAAACCUAAGUGGGAAAGGAAAAAAAAAAUGUGUUGGAGGAUCUCGCUCAGUGGCUUGCCACUUCAGAUUGCUUUGCUUUAAGGCUGGGAAACCUUAGAGGGAAUGAGGAUUUUAUCGGUGAUUGGAUUAGCUGGAGAAAAACCAUGGUCCAAAAGUCCAAUUACUGACAUUGUUAACAAUUGAAAAGCUGUCUCCCGCUUUGGGGAGAAGACACCAUCCUCCAGUACCCCCAAAGAGGAGUGUGCACCGGAGCAGAGGGAAAGGGAGAAAAACUAAAGCCCAAAAGACGAGGCUCUCUUGAUUUGUUUGCACAUUUUGAACCCUCAGAAGCCUUCUGAAACAGCACUGUUUUGUUCUGGUUUUUAAUUUUUUACUUAACCCUAAGAAAAAAAAAAAAAGAAGAGGCUGCCAGUUACACAGAGUAGGGUAGAAACGUGUUUCUCUAUGGAAACAUCCCCAUAAAGCAUUCUCAGAAACAAUUAGGGGAGGGGGGAACCAGCCCGCCCUCUAUUAAUACCUCGCUCUGUUCUUUUCGCUGUCGGCUUCUGUCUCUGUCUUGACCAUCCCUGAGUUCUUGCUCGAACCCCCAAAUCGUGUGUUUACAAAGUACCUGGUGGCGCUUGUCAGCUCCGUCGGGGGAGAGGGGGGGCAAAAAAAAAAAAAAAUCCAACUCUUUCCAACUUCUCCAGAACUGUCAGCCGCAAUUAGAGUAAGUUGAUCGGGGCUGGUUUCCAACUUACCCUCCCCAGCUGGUUUCUGUUCUUUCUCCCUCCUCUCUUUUGACUAACUCCCUUCCCCCACAUCUUCGCCACUGCUCCCCCCCACCCCAACCCCUGAAGACCUCUAUUCAUGUGGCCCUGAACACUGAGCUCACACUGACAAAAUCAGAUUUGCCUGCCAUAGUCAGCGGUAGCCCCCUUUCCUCCUCACCAUCCCAAGCCUUGUGUACAGUAAGAUGGGGGACACAGCGCCCCCGCAGGCCCCCGCAGGAGGGCUAGGGGGGGCCUCUGGGGCGGGGCUCCUUGGAGGGGGCUCAGUCACCCCGAGAGUGCACAGCGCUAUCGUGGAGCGCCUCCGGGCUCGGAUUGCCGUCUGCCGCCAGCACCACUUGAGCUGCGAAGGACGCUAUGAGCGUGGUAGGGCUGAGAGUUCUGAUCGCGAGAGGGAGAGCACCUUGCAGCUCCUGAGCCUCGUCCAGCACGGCCAAGGGGCAAGGAAGGCUGGCAAGCACUCCAAGGCCACGACCACCGCUGCCACCACUGCGGCCGCUGCGCCGCCCUCCGCCGCCCCACCUACAGCCUCCCAAGCAGCAGCCACAGCAGCCCCGCCACCCCCACCAGACUACCACCAUCACCACCAACAGCACCUGCUGAACAGUAGCACCAGUGGUGGCGGUGGUGGGAUAAACGGAGAGCAGCAGCCGCCAGCUCCGGCCUCGGGGGACCAGAGGAACUCGGCCCUGAUUGCGCUCCAGGGUUCCUUGAAAAGAAAGCAGGUAGUUAACCUGUCUCCUGCCAACAGCAAGAGGCCCAAUGGCUUUGUUGACAACUCAUUCCUGGAUAUCAAAAGAAUUCGUGUUGAGGAGAACCUCUCUGCAGGACAAGGUGGCCUCCAAGUAAAUAAUGGACAAAAUCAGAUUAUGUCGGGGACCUUGCCUAUGAGCCAGCCACCCCUGAGGAAGGCUAACACCCUGCCACCCCAUACACAUUCUCCUGGCAAUGGUAUGUUUACCAUGGGCUUGAAGGAGGUGAAGAAAGAGCCAGGAGAGACUCUGUCUUGCAGUAAGCACAUGGAUGGUCAAAUGGCCCAGGAGAAUAUUUUUUCAAAUAGAUUUGGAGAUGACUCUGGAGAGCAGCUGAUGGAUCCUGAGCUGCAGGAACUGUUCAAUGAACUCACCAACAUCUCUGUGCCUCCCAUGAGUGACCUUGAGCUGGAGAACAUGAUCAAUGCCACCAUAAAGCAGGAUGACCCAUUUAACAUUGACUUGGGUCAGCAAAGCCAGAGGAGCACCCCUAGGCCCUCCUUGCCCAUGGAGAAGAUAGUGAUCAAAAGUGAAUACUCACCUGGCCUGACUCAGGGCCCCGCAGGCUCUCCACAGUUGAGGCCCCCAUCAACUGGGCCUACAUUCUCCAUGGCCAAUUCUGCUCUUUCCACAUCAUCUCCAGUCCCUUCAGUCUCUCAGAAUCAGGUUCAGCCUCAGACAGCCUCAGGAGCCAGCCGGGCCCUGCCAAGCUGGCAGGAAGUAUCCCAUGCUCAACAGCUCAAACAGAUAGCUGCCAACCGUCAACAGCAUGCCCGGAUGCAGCAGCACCAGCAGCAGCACCAGCCUACCAACUGGUCCAACCUGCCCUCUUCCACUGGACCAUCCCCAGGUCCGUUUGGGCAGGAGAAAAUUCCCAGCCCUUCUUUUGUGCAGCAGCCAUUCAGCCCACAGAGCUCACCUAUGCCUGGGGUGGCUGGCAGCAGCAACCAGUCAAAAGUAAUGGCUAACUACAUGUACAAGGCCAACCCCUCGGCCCAGGGUGGGCAUCUGGAUGUGCUCAUGCAGCAGAAGCCUCAGGACCUCAGUCGAAGUUUUAUUAACAACCCACAUCCAGCCAUGGAGCCCCGUCACGGCACCACCAAGCCUUUAUUCCAUUUUAACUCAGAUCAAGCAAACCAGCAGAUGCCUUCUGUUUUGCCUUCCCAGAACAAACCUUCUCUCCUACACUAUACCCAACAGCAGCAGCAGCAGCAACAGCAGCAGCAGCAGCAACAGCAGCAGCAACAGCAGCAGCAACAGAGCUCAAUUUCAGCUCAGCAACAGCAACAGAGCUCCAUGUCAGCUCAGCAACAGCAGCAGCAGCAACAACAACAACAGCAACAGCCAGCAUCCCAGCCCACGCAGCCUUUAUCAAGCCAGCCUUUGCUAAGGUCACCCUUGCCGCUUCAGCAAAAGAUCCUGCUUCAGAAAAUUCAGAAUCAGCCCGUCACAGGACUGGGGUAUCAAGUCACCCAACAGCACAGACAGGAUCAACACUCUGUGGUAGGCCAGAGCACAGGCCCCAGUCCAAGUCCCAACCCCUGCUCAAAUCCAAACACUGGAAGUGGUUUCAUGAACUCCCAGCAAUCACUGUUGAAUCAGCAAUUGAUGGGGAAGAAGCAGACUCUUCAGAGGCAGAUCAUGGAGCAGAAACAGCAGCUUCUCCUGCAGCAGCAGAUGCUGGUUGAUGCGGAGAAAAUUGCUCCACAAGAUCAGAUAAACCGACAUUUGACAAGGCCACCCCCAGACUAUAAAGACCAAAGAAGAAAUGUGGGCAAUAUGCAACCAAAUGCUCAGUAUUCCGGUGGCUCAUCAACAGUGAAUUUAAACUCUAACCAGCCUUUGGCAAACCCAGUUUCCACACAUACCAUUUUAACUCCAAAUUCCAGCCUCAUGUCUACUUCCCAUGGGACAAGAAUGCCAUCAUUACCCACAACAGUUCAGAACCUUGGGAUGUAUGCAAAUCUUCCUUGUAAUCAACCUGGCACAUACAGUGUCACUUCAGGAAUGAAUCAACUGACCCAACAGAGAAAUCCAAAUCAAUUGAUAGCAAAUCAAAACAACCCUCUGAUUCCCCGGCCACCCACCUUAGGGCCAAGUAAUAAUAACAAUGUGGCCUCUUUUGGAGCUGGAUCUGUUGGCAAUUCACAACAAUUGAGACCAAAUUUAACCCAUAGCAUGGCAAGCAUGCCAGCACAGAGAACAUCAAAUGUCAUGAUCACAUCUAACACAACAGCACCAAACUGGGCCUCUCAAGAAGCAACAGCCAAACAGCAGGAAGCCCUGAAGUCCACAGGAAUCCGCUUUUCCACAGGUACACCUGCAUCCUAUACCCCAAACCAGUCGUUGCAACAGGCAGUAGGUAGCCAGCAGUUUUCCCAGAGGGCAGUGGCUCCUCCUAACCAGUUAACACCAGCAGUGCAAAUGAGACCCAUGAACCAAAUGAGCCAAACAUUAAAUGGACAAACUAUGGGUCCACUCAGGGGUUUGAGUCUCAGACCCACUCCGCUAAGUACGCAGAUUUUGCCUAAUAUGAACCAGUCAGGAACAGGGUUGAACCAGACGAGGACAGGCAUAAGCCAACCACCAUCCCUGACACCGAGCAAUUUCCCUUCACCCAACCAAAGUUCCAGGGCUUUUCAAGGAACUGAUCAUGGCAGUGACUUAACUUUUGACUUCCUCAGUCAACAGACUGACAACAUGGGCCCUGCCCUAAACAGUGAUGCUGAUUUCAUUGAUUCCUUACUAAAGACAGAACCUGGUAAUGAUGACUGGAUGAAAGACAUCAAUCUUGAUGAAAUCCUGGGGAACAACAAUUCCUGAAGGAGAAAAGAGAGAACUUGCAAACUCCAAGCACUAGAAGACAGUAUUUUAGAAAGACGCUGUAAAAGCUAAAUGUUGACUUCCAGGUGGACUACAUGGAGACAGCAUGGCUUAUAAAUGAAAAGGAGAAAGUAACUGCGUUGGUGAAUGAUUUGGUUCAACUUCUUGUUUUAAAUCUCAAACCUGAAAGUGAAAUAUUAGGAUAACUUUUCCCAUCUAAACUCCAGGACACAGUAUCCAAUUUAUCCAAAAAGAACUGUGAUGUUGAUGUGUAAUUAAUUGUGUAAAAUAGUCUCCCCAACCUCCUUUUAUCCCUGAAAGAAAAGGAAUAGAAUCUGUAGCUUGUUUAAACUCCAGAUCAUGAGGAGGUACUUGUUCCAAGCAACAAGCAACCAGUUUUUUCUAGCAGCUAUAUGUGGCUUAAUUUUUCCACUCUAUACUUUGACUUAAUUUCCCUAAAACUUGCAGGAUAGAUUGAUGUAUUAUAGGUUUGUUUGAAAUAGCCAAAUGGUGUCCUAAGUAAAGGACAGCGAGAGAAUCUAGAAAACAUCUAGUGAAUUACAAAUUUUCUCAUCACUUUUGCAGUUUUCCUACAUAUACUCUUCAGUGGAAUGUUGUGUCUACUGAUCAAACAAGAAUGUAGAGCUAUGAACCUUGACUUUGGCAUUCACAAUCAAUUCCGAAUCUAGUCUUAACCAAGUUUAAGUAACCAAGGCUGUCCUAAUUGUACUGAAAUAUUGAUGCACACCUGUGUGCAUCAGAUUUCACUCAAGAAUAUUGGACAUUGCUAUAAAGGAGAUGUAUCUGACAGCAAAUAACCUGGAGUGUUACUUAUUGUGGUUGAUGACCACUGGUUUGUUCCAAGUCUCAGUGAAACUGAUCCUUGUCCUCCCUAUUCAUAUUGAUGACCAAUGACUAAUUUCUAAGAGAAGGCAGUUUGGAAACCAAAAGUAAGAUUAGAAGAUAGCAUGUUUUGGUUGAAAAUAAGAACUAGGUUUGGCAGUUACCAGUGAGUAUAAGUGUGAUAGGGUUAAAGGAAUGCCUAAGUGAGAGAAAAAUCUGCUCUUUGGACAUAUUUGGGUCUUGUUAAGGGUUACAUAAAAUGUGGUCGAUUCAUAGAGAUCUGUUAUUUCUCUUGUCCCUGUGUGAUGGAUCAUAACUGCAUGCCAGAGGGACCCUCCAUAUUCAGGUUUUCUCCCUCAGGGCUGAGCACGGUAUCAGAGUUUUUGUUGACUCAUUUAACCUCAGUUCCCACAUAGAGAUCAGCCAUUAAAUGAAUAAGGGGUGCAGAUUUUGGAUGGAUGCAAGACAGCACUAUCAUUUCCUUAAUUACAGAAGAGGAAAAGUUAUCUUCAGCCCUUUUAGUGAUACACUCACAUAUUCAAAUAUCAAAUGUCAUUUAACUCAAGUGGUUUAAAAACAAAGUCUUUAAAUACCUAGUCAAAACAGAACACACAUUUUGAAAGUUUGGCAAAGCUCUCUCUUACUCUUUAAAAUGCCUAGAGGCACUCUCCUUUUACACAAUACCAACAUCACUGGCCCAGAAUCUUUUCUGUGCUGGUUUGUAAAUAAAUGACUUGUUUUGUAAACUUUUGUAAAGAAUAUUUUGGUAGAAAUAUUAAAACAUAUUCUUUGGGUUAUAUUUAUACAUAUGUGAAAUAAAUAUACUAUCAAAAGGUUAUAUUUUAUACAAAAAGUAAAUUGUUACCUUUUGUAUGCUAAUAUACAAAGUUUUGUAUAAUAUGAUGGUUUAUUUUUAGCUCUACACUUAAACCAUAGGUGGUUUAGUGGGAACUUUUGAAAACUAUCAAGAAGCUUGUUAGACAGAUUUAUAUUCUGAAACCUCAAUAAGAAGGCAUUCCAGGUUUCAAUCCCUUCUUUUUUUUUUUUUUUUUUUUCCUGCUUCCAAAUUCUUUUUUAAACUCAUGGUUCUUGUGUCUUAUUUGAUUAUUCUGCUGUGCAUAUUGUAUUGGUCCUUGUUGCAUGUGGUCUACUGUGUGUUUUCCCAUUUUAUAAAACAGUGUUUCUCCAUACAAAAAAGAAAGGAAGAAAUGAUGUACAUAUAAACAGUUUUAUUUUAUGGCUCCUCCAUGUUAAUGUAUAUAUCUGCCAGCACUUCCCAGUUACACUCCUGUGAUUCAGCUUAUUUUUAUCUUAACAUAAAUAGUAUGUUUUUUCAUAGCUAUCAAAUUUAAGAGAUAAAGCAAUCAGAAUGUUUGGAUUUUCUUCUAUCUUAAUGUGAAUUUCAUAAUUAAUGUCUAUUUAUUCAGCUAUUCAUUAAAAUGCAGGAUUCUUUGGAAAAAUGGUGUAGUCCAUAGUUUUUGUUUCUUGGUAGCCUAUUACCAAAGAUGAUGUAAUUUUCCUGAAAGCUGAGAUAAUAACAGUUUAAUAGUUGUGUUUAGCCAAAACCUUAGGAGUUACAAUUUAAGAACUAUUGGAAUACAAUCUCCCAUUUAUAGAAAUACUAGACUACUUCACUGUUGGCAUUGUUUAUUACCCUGACUUGUUAUACAGAAGGUAGAAGUAAUUUUUCUUUUUUUUUAAAUGCAAAGUCUAGAAAGCAAUUGAAGCAAAUAACUCAUUCUUGGCUUGAUGUUAAGCCCAAUGAAGAUAAAUGACUCUGCUCUAAGUGAAUGCACUAAUAUUACCUGCAUUACUGUACCUGUACCCUUAACUGUAAAGAUUUCAAUUUGUAAAACAAGUAUUUUGUAUUAUGUGUAAUUCUAUGUGUAAAAAAAAAAUAGUUUUAAAAAAUUCAGAAGUGGUUUUCUUGCAUGGAAUCGUACUUUCAGUCACCAAUGAUGAUAUUGCUGCUGUAUCACGAAGUUCUGAGAGCUGGUAAUAGUAAUGAAUAUUCAACAGGAAGCUUCUAAUACAGCAAAAUGCCACCUUGUCUCAUUUCAGUGUCUUGUGGUGCAUUUAGAAAGUUUGUACUGGAAUUCUGUGUGCAUUGCACUCACUAAAUGCGUGGGAAACACUGCCUACUACUCAGACACUGUAGGUGUUUGUGCACCCUGCUAUGUGCCAUUUGGUCAGCUCAGGCUAUGUGAAUACAGGGCCAGGUAAACACAGUCUGCCUGAGAAUAGUGAUACAGCGUUUCUUGAGAGUCAAGGGGUAAAACUUUGUAGUAGGCAAGGGACCAUUGCAAAUCCUUCUGCCCCACAAUCUACUGGCUCUUUCCCCCUCUUUCAACAAAAAUGUGUAGAACAUUCUCUUUUUUUAUUAACAUUAUUAGUAGAGCAAUAAUAAAAUUAACAUGUGGUUUUUUUAACAAAUGAAGUUGGAAAGUUGGAUGGUAAACAGAUAAGACCAACAUCGGUAAAAAUAAAUGAUACACAAAUUAAGAGAAAAAAUAUGCAAUUCCAAAAUUAUCUAUGAAUCCCAGGGUGUAGCAAUGGAAAUUUAUUUCAGAGAGAAAAUGGGAAAGUAAACAAGAGUGGAAAAGCAACAACAGCCAAGCUUCUUCCCACGCUGCAUUUGCCAAAGGUAGUUCAAAUUCUUAAUUUCUUUAU